Messenger RNA from Kogia breviceps (pygmy sperm whale), 9466 nucleotides. NCBI's taxonomy places the organism in Eukaryota, Metazoa, Chordata, Mammalia, Artiodactyla, Physeteridae. The record is from RefSeq and is a predicted model, not a curated record.
AGACAGACGGCGGGCGGAGGGCAGUGCUGAAAAGUCGUCACAUCAGGAAGAGAGGGCCUUUCCCCCUUCUCUGACCCUCAUGCUAAGAGGAUACUAGUGACCACUGAUCAAGUCCGAAGCGGGCACUGGGCACGCUGACUCACCAUGGGCAAUGAGAGCAGCACCUCGGGCGACCAGCAGUGUACGAGGGGUCCAGUUUCUCUGCACACUGGCCAUCAUUUGCAAGAGGAAUCCGGCUUGAAUAACAUCAUCCUUUGGCCUCCAAACCCUGAACCUCUACAGAGGACUUCUUUGGCUCCGAGUGCAGGAUCCGUGGAACGGCCUGGGAACAGUCAGAGUGCAGAAAGGAAGCCGGAGGAGAAGGCCAGAAGCAAUGACUGCAGAGAUCUGCCCAGCGUCGGGCACGGAGGUUCCCGCUCCGCUUCUGAAGGUGCCGCCAGCCGGUAUCCCUGCAUCGUGUCCCCAGAGGUGACUGAGCCAAGGAAGCACCCACGGGAAGCCAGGGGCCAAGAAGAUUCUCCACUGCCCAGCCCACCGGAGCCCUGGGAGCAGGGGAGCCCCUUGGCCUCCGUGCCCUUUGCCGAGGGCACCCCGAAAGUUUGCUCGGCCAGCCCAGCAGCGGAACCCGAAGAUUGUCCCCUGGCUCAACACCCCCAGAGGGAACCUUCCCCCAAUGCCCCAGGAUACGCCCCAGCAGCCUUUGUCCCUGGGAUGGACAGCUCUGCUCGGCGCAGGGUGGUUGCAAUUGCCCCCAGCGCCGGCAGAGAGAGAGGACCGAAGGAAGAAGAGGGACAGAAACUGUCUUCCUCCAGUUCCAUUGACCAGUUGCCGGGAAUUUCAGCAGCUUCUCCUCGAGAGCCGAUGAAGGCGCAGCUGUGUGGAGAGGAUGGCUGGCCUGGUGGUUUUGAGUCCCAAGGGAAAGAGGCUGCAGGUGGCUUUCCCCUGCCAGAGUCUGGGCGGGGAGCCCCCAUGGCCCCUGCUGCAGCCCCACCAGGCCAAGAGAGCUCAGCCGGCCUGGAAGAGUCCCCCCCAAAACCCGAGAACCCGACCCCACAAGAUCCAGCCCCUAAAUGCCAAGCGGAGGGGCCGCCUCAGGACUUCACCGAUGACUCGGGAGUCCUCAGGGCCUGCCCUCCCAGCGGGAGUGCUUCGGGGGCGACCCAAGGAGCCGAAGCGAAGGUCGCUGCCCGGGAAAGCUGCCCGCGGCAAGUGGGAGCGCAUCCGCCGCCCACAGAGCUGCCCUGGGAGUCACUGGGUCCUGCCCUGGCACCGGGGGCCAAGGGCUCUUGGGAGGAGACUCUGGACGCCCCUGAUGCUCGGGGUCACUCACAGACAGGGGGGCAAGGAGCCGAGCCCCGUCAAGCUGUCUGUGUGACGGCAGGUGACCAGCCCGAGGGGGGCCUGCUUGGGAGCCCCGAGCCUGCCCCACACGCAGCGACUGAAGAAACGGAUCCAGCUUCAAGCCUCACUUCACAGCCAGCUGCUCGGGCCUCUGCUGCUGCAGAACAGCCCAGAGAGAUGAUCUCUGGUGCUGAGAGGCCUGUUCUUACAGAUCUGGCUAAAGAGCAGGCAGAAGCAGGGUUGGCAGGACAGGAGAAGCACGCAUCAGACCUCGGAGGAGAGGGAGCGGGUCCAGAAGGGGGCCCCAGAGAGGUUCCUGCUCCUUCACCCCCGGAGGAGAGGGAAGAGCUCUGGAAUAGGGAGCAAAGCCACGAGGUCCGACAAGCGGUCCUGCCUCUUCCCCCUGCCGGUGCAAGUGCCAGAAGGUCACUGGGGCCAAAGGCUGAAGCCAAAGCCCCUGAAGGUCCAGCUGUGGCUAAGGAAAGCAGACUACCUGCGGCCGACCCUAGAGGACAGGAAGCAGCCCCAGAGCCAGUUGAGGGUGCAGAUCCUGGGAACCUUCAGGGAGAGCAAUCCAAAGCCUGUGGCUGCAAGAAGCCUGACCCAGAGCGGGAAAAGGAUGAGGUUUCACAGCUAACUGGCGAUGUGGGGAGCAACAGCCUUCCCAGCAUGGCCUCAGCACAGCCACUCAGAAAGGAGGCCCCCGGGCCUGUGGACAGGCCCGGUUCCCCAUCAGAAGAUGCAGCUUGGAGCUUGGCGGCCUGGGGGAUGAUGGGAGAAGCCCAAGUGGUCCAUGCAUCUGCUGCACUGCACCAGCUCCAGGAGCAGCAUCCCAUCCCACCCUCUGGGCCGGAUGGAGCCGGUAAACACGUUUUUCCCCAGGGAGCUGUCUGGGAGGGGCCAGGACUGCAGACCAAGUAUCCUGACACCUUUCAGGAUGUGGGGGGAUUGGGAAGAAUGGACCUUCUUCCUGCUUUAGAAUCAGAGAAAUCGGAUUUCCUGUCGACUCCUGCUACAGAGGUCGUCCCCAAAGCCCAGGAGGCGGAGGGCAAAUCUGAAAUAAAGACGAGGAGCCACCCAUCCGCGCAGAGGCCCGGCAGCUGUGAUGAAGAGGGCUUGCAGACACCACCCCACGCCCAUGGGCUGGGGCGCGACGCAGCCGGCCAGGAGGUCCACACCGAUGGUCUCCCUCCCCCUGAGGAGGAGAACUUGGCAGUGGACAGUGGGUUCGCGACCCUCAGCCUGGAGCAAGAUCAGCAGGAAAAGCUGUCCUGCCCGGGGGACAGCGGGAUACGAGUGGCUGCAUCUGGGAGGCCCUCGCUGUAUUCUGAGAACCGUCUCCAGCAGCCCCAAACGGACACAGAAGCAUCCGUCCCUGAAACGCUCAGGGAGAAGUCCCAACAGUGCGAAAGCGAGAAAGAGACUUACCCAGGUGAUGCAGAGUUUAAGAACCUGGGUGCAGAUUCUCCCCAGAGCCACAUACCCGUGGAACCUCGGGAAGAAGAUGUGAGCUUGCCCGCUCAGGGAGCAAAGGAACAGGCUUCUGAACCAGAACUUCAAAGUGAGCUCACCAAGGGCAGUCUGUCUGAUGCUCCAAGUUCAGCUCCCGGGCACACAGUUCCGGAGUCAGCCCCAAAGAGACCGGAGUUGUCUACACUAGGGGGGAGUGGGCAAGAGGGAGAAUGCAGUGGCAGUCAGCUGUCCGGGGGCCCACCUCCGGCAGCAGACACCUCACAAGACUCUUCUCUUGCACGCGGCUUGAGCAGAAAGGAAAGUUGCUGUGCUGGACAGGGGCCAAACAAGUCCCAGCAGGAGCUGGUUGAUGGGCGGAAAGCUGGCAGCCAGCAUGAAGAGGCAUGUCUCGGGGAUGCAGGCAUUUCGGAAGCAGCUGACGCUUGGCCCCCGCUCCGGGACUUGGGUAAGACGGAGAGGGCAAGUGGGAACGCAGUGGGGGCGCCGCCUUGUCGGCCUGAUUCAGUAGCUCUCCUGAAGGCAGCUCGCUGCCCACCAGCUCCAGCACCUGCCGGCCCCAGAGCCACACCCACUCAGGAGGCCCCAGAGAGAGAGGCCGGUGACGAAACCCAGGAGGGCAGGCGGCAGUCAGGGUUAGCCCCACAGAAGGAAAUGGAGCGUCCCACUGCCACGGAUGCGGAGGCCCAGAAGCUUCUUGAAAGUUCCCCAUCAGCCGAGGAUCAAAGUGCGGGUGGUGGGACUGCUGAGAUUGGUGGGAACGCUGACGGAGGAGACCUGGGGACACCACGGGCUCCGGGGGAGCCAGGAGAAGCUGCUCGGAGUGGUGGCUUCCUCCCAACAGAGCAGUUUCCCUCCCCUGGGGAGGAGGCUUCUACCUGUGCCCUAGGUGAGCCCUGCCUAGCUGAGCAGCCCUCCGCCAGCCGCCAGGAUGCCUUGCUGCCAGCCAGAGAGCUGGGUGGGAUUCCCAGGAGCGAGGUGGAUAUUUCUGCAGCCCAGGCUGUCCCUGACCCAAAGAGGCUCCUGUCGUCCAGGCCACCAGAAGAGGCUGCCCCUGGCACUCCUUACCUGCAUGUGGAGGGCGCUGCCAGGAAAGGGGCAGAAGACAGUGGCGUGAAAGCUGUUUCACCUCAAGGCCUCAGAGCUCCCGGUGAAAGCCCUCGUCCCACACGGGAGCCCCUGCUUGUCUUGGAAAAUGCCUCCUCCACGAAGGUACCGUGUGGCUCCCCUGCCUUCCUCUGGCAACCAGGAGCCGCAGGUGAGGAAAUCUCUGCCGUGCCAGCCAGCAGCGGAAGCCCCCAAGCUGGGACCUCUGAGGGACCCGCGGACUCCGUGCCCUACCUGGACAGGGUGCCACUUCUGGCCAAGGGUAAGCAGACCACAGAGGAGCAGAAAGGGUCAAGAGCUCCCGGGGCAAGUGCCAAGCCCAGUGAACUCUCAGCACACCUUGCCAGUGAGGAGAGCACGGCAGGUGAUGCAGCAAGGGAGAGAGAGCGCAGUGGGGAGAGGAUGGUAGACCCUUCCGAGGAUCCCAGGAAGGGAGGAUCAGCCGGUGUAGACGCAAGCUCCAGGCUGACCAGUAUGAUCUCUGGGCUCCCUGACUUCAGGGAACACAUCACCAAGAUCUUUGAGAAGUCUGUGCUUGGAGCCCUGACCGCCGAUCGGCCCCAGAGCACACUGGGAGAAAAGGCAGGAGCUGGGAAGAGUGUGAUGGCCAAGGACCUUGCCACGCCAAGCCCAGAGAAGCUUCCAGAUGGGACUCGAGGAGUGGCCAUCGCCCCUCUCCCCACCACUCCUGCUGGACUCUGGGAACAGUCAAAGGAGAAGCAAGAGCUGGCUGUCGAGGCUGAGAUUUCUCGUCUGGGUCCCCAGGAUCCAGCUCCAGAGAAGCUGCCGGGGCCAGCACGGCCAGCUGCAGAGCAGAGCCUGCCAGGUGCCAGUGUGGGGAAGCAAAUGAGCGGGCCUCCACAGCCGCUGACAGAAAGCAAGAAGCCAGAGGGGGCUGGGGAAGGCUGGCCGGGGCUUGGGAGCCAGGCCCCCUCACAGCAGGAAAGCUACCUGCAGGAGUCAACUUCGGGCCUGUCUUCACGGGGGACCUCUCCAGAGAGUCCCAAUGCUGACUGGCAUGUGGCUCCCCGGGGCCUUGGAGAAGGGGACGCAGCUCAAGACGACAUAAUUCCUUCUGGAAAACAGCACCAGGAAACAUCUAGCUGGGACAGCCAACCCAGAGAAGAUGGUGCCCAGGGCUUUUCUCACCCAGGGGCUCUGGGUGACAUGUCAGUGUCCACCUCUGCCCAGGGAGCAUCUUCUUCCCGUGGGAAUGUUCUGACUGUGGCCGAGGCCAUCAGUGAGGCCUGUACCCCAGACACACUUAGGGGUGAGAGGACGCAUGGAGGUGCUGCUGGGAUCUCGGAGACACAGGACGCCCUGGGCACCCAGAGCACCCUGGAGCCCCCAGCUGGGGAAGAGGCGGACACUCCCCUGGAGCCCGGCUUGGGAACAGAAGCUGCUAGGGAAGCAGAGGGUGACGUCACUGUGAGCACGGCUGAGACCGGGGCACGUGUGUCUGCCCACCCGCCUGAAGCAGGUACUGCGAGCAUGUUCUCUGGUGCGUCUUGUGCCUCGGCUCUGCCGGGAGGCCGAGGGGACCCAGGCUGCUGUGAAGGGGCUCUGAGGAUGGAGGCUGCAGCCGCCCCGAGCGGGGACAGCCCGGCCGGGCACCCGCAGGCUGAGGAGCAAGCUGGGCCUGAGCUCCCCGCUCCUGCUGGGGAUGGGAAGGUGCGUGUCUCCUCACCUGCAGAACCUGGCGAGAUUCGGGACCUGAGGCUGCAAAGCCUGGAUCCAGAAGCGCUCGACGCCGAGAGAAAGAGCUCUGGGCCGGGCCCAUCCACCUUACCUUUGGUUCCUGAGAAGGAUUUUCCAAAUGUCAUGGGCGAGGUCAUUUCAGAGGAGACCACAAGUGCGGCCGGAGCAGAAAGUGCAUCUCAGUUUGGACCGGCCACACUCCAAGCCCUCAACAGUUCCACAUGUUCACCUGUAGUGGAUGAUGUCAUCCAACCAGCUGCCCUUGAAGACCUGGAAAACCCUCUCUUAGCUGCCUUCUCCCCCCACGGUGACGUCAGCGGCUGGGUGUCCAGGGACUUGACAGCCCAGAGGAGUUCUGACUCUGAAGAAGCAUUUGAGACCCCGGAGUCAACGACCCCCGUGAAAGCUCCACCGGCCCCACCUCCGCCACCCUCUGAAGUCGUUCCAGAACCCGAGGUCAGCGCUCCGCCUCCCCCAGAAGAACCAGGAUGUGGCUCUGAGCCGGUCUGUGUCCCCGAUGGCCCCCUCAGCGGCUCGGUGGAAGGAAGUCCCUUCCGUCCUCCGACACACUCCUUCUCCUCCGUCUUCGACGAGGACAAGCCGAUAGCCAGCAGCGGGGCUUACAACUUGGACUUUGACAACAUCGAGCUGGUGGAUGAUUUUCAGACCUUGGAGCCUCGCUCCUCAGACUCUAAGAAUCAGGAUUGCAAGGUGAACUCACGGAGGAAGUCCACGGACUCUGUCCCCAUCUCUAAGUCGACGUUAUCCCGCUCCCUCAGCCUUCAAGCCAGUGACUUUGAUGGUGCUUCUUGCUCAGGCAGUCCCGAGGCCGCGGCCCCGGCCCCAGAUGCACAUAGCACGGGUUCGAGCAGUGCUUCCAGUACCCUUAAGCGAACUAAGAAACCGAGGCCACCUUCCUUAAAAAAGAAACAGACCACUAAGAAACCCCCUGAGACCCCCCCGGUGAAAGAGACACAGCAAGAGCCAGCCGGAGAGAGUCCCGACCCCAGUGAGGAAAAUCGAAUAGCCGAGACAAGAACGGAAUCAGCCAAGACGGAAGGUUCUGGAGCAGCCUUAUCCGAGGAGGCACCCGUAGAACCUGCUGCUCUGCCCAAGGCUGCCUGCCCUCUGGACUCCGAGGGUGCGGAAGGGGCCAUCCCCCCAGCCUCUGGGGGUGGCAGAGUGCAGAACUCACCCCCCGUUGGAAGGAAAACAUUGUCUCCUGCCACGGCCCCAGAGGUGGCAGAGGUGUCCCCACUGGAUAGUGGGGGGCAAGACGUCUCCCCAGCCAAAGGCCUCUCAGUGAGGCUGGAGUUUGACUAUUCUGAGGACACGGGUAGUUGGGACGCCCAGCAGGAAAACCCCCCUCCCACCAAAAAGGCAGGCAGAAAGCCGGUUGCCAAAAUGCCCCUAAGGAGGCCAAAGAUGAAAAAAACACCCGAGAAACUCGACAACACUCCUGCCUCGCCUACCCGGUCCCCUGCUGAACCCAAUGACAUCCCUAUCGCUAAAGGUACCUACACCUUUGAUAUUGACAAGUGGGAUGACCCCAGUUUUAACCCUUUUUCUUCCACCUCAAAAAUGCAGGAGUCUCCCAAACUGCCCCAACAGUCAUACAACUUUGACCCGGACGCCUGUGAUGAGUCCACUGACCCCUUUAAGACAUGCUCUAAGACCCCCAGCUCACCUUCUAAAUCCUCAGCCUCCUUUGAGAUCCCAGCCAGUGCCAUCGAAGCCAAUGGAGUGGACGGGGAUGGGCUGAACAAGCCCGCCAAGAAGAAGAAGACGCCCCUCAAGACUGACACAUUUAGGGUGAAAAAGUCGCCAAAACGGUCUCCUCUCUCUGAUCCACCUUCUCAGGACCCCACCCCCGUGGCCACGCCGGAGACGCCGCCCGUGAUCUCCGCGGUGGUCCACGCAACCGACGAGGAGAAGCUGGCGGUCACCAGCCAGAAGUGGACGUGCGUGACGGUGGACCUGGAGGCUGACAAACAGGACUACCCACAGCCCUCGGACCUGACCACCUUCGUAAACGAGACCAAAUUCGGUUCACCCACGGAGGAGUUGGAUUACAGAAACUCCUAUGAAAUCGAAUAUAUGGAGAAAAUUGGUUCCUCCUUACCUCAGGAGGACGACGCCCCGAAGAAGCAGGCCUUGUACCUUAUGUUUGACACUUCUCAGGAGAGCCCCGUCAAGUCGCCCCCCGUCCGGAUGUCGGAGUCCCCGACGCCGUGUUCCGGCUCAAGUUUCGAGGAGACUGAAGCCCUUGUGAAUGCCGGGGCAAAGAUCCAGCAUCCCGUUGCACGAGGGCUGGCCCCCAACCAGGAGCCACACUUGCAGGUGUCAGAGAAAUCCUCCCAGAAAGAGCUGGAGGCCAUGGCCUUGGGCACUGCAUCAGAAGUGAUUGAAAUUACAGCUCCUGAGGGCUCCUUUGCCUCUGCUGAUGCCCUCCUCAGCAGGCUAGCUCAUCCAGCCUCUCUCUGUGGUGCGCUUGGCUAUCUGGAACCCGACUUAGCAGAAAAGAACCCCCCAGUAUUUGCUCAGAAACUUCAGCAGGAGGAGUUAGAGUUUGCCAUCAUGCGGAUAGAAGCCCUGAAGCUGGCUAGGCAGAUCGCCCUGGCUUCCCGUAGCCGCCAGGACACCAAGAGAGAAGCUGCUCACGCAACAGACGUCACCGUCUCCAAAACAGCCUUGUAUUCCCGCAUCGGGACGGCCGAGGUAGAGAAACCCACGGGCCUUCUGUUCCAGCAGCCUGACCUGGACUCCGCCCUCCAGAUCGCCAGGGCAGAGAUCAUAACCAAGGAGAGAGAGGUCUCGGACUGGAAAGAUAAAUACGAAGAAAGCAGGCGGGAAGUGAUGGAAAUGAGGAAAAUAGUGGCCGAGUAUGAGAAGACCAUCGCCCAGAUGAUAGAGGAUGAACAGAGAGAGAAGUCGGUCUCCCACCAGACGGUCCAGCAGCUGGUCCUGGAGAAGGAGCAAGCCCUGGCCGACCUGAACUCGGUGGAGAAAUCUCUGGCCGAUCUCUUCAGGAGAUACGAGAAGAUGAAGGAGGUCCUGGAGGGCUUCCGCAAGAAUGAAGAGGUGCUGAAGAAGUGUGCGCAGGAGUACCUGUCCCGAGUAAAGAAGGAAGAGCAGCGGUACCAGGCGCUGAAGGUCCACGCGGAGGAGAAGCUGGACAGGGCCAACGCUGAGAUCGCACAGGUCCGGGGCAAGGCCCAGCAGGAGCAGGCUGCGUACCAGGCAAGCCUGCGGAAGGAGCAGCUUCGAGUGGACGCUCUGGAAAGAACGCUGGAGCAGAAGAAUAAAGAGAUAGAAGAACUCACCAAGAUUUGUGAUGAACUGAUUGCCAAAAUGGGGAAAAGCUAACUUUGAACCAAAUGUUUGGACUUUGACCAUUGCGUGCAAUAUGACCGUCAGCACACUGCUGUCCCUCUGGUUACGUGGACAGGUUCUGUUUUCACUUUUUCGUAUGCACUACUGUAUUUCCUUUCUAAAUAAAGUUGAUUUGAUUAUAUGCAGUACUAAGGAGACUAUCAGAAUUUCUUGCUAUUUGUUUGCAUUUUCCUAGUAUAAUUCAUAGCAAGUUGACCUCAGAGUUCCUGUAUCAGGGAGAUUGAUUCUCUAAUAAAAGACAAAUCGCUGACCUUGGCCUUGCCCUUUGUACAUGAGUUUCCAGGGUGAGCGGCUUUUGGAUUUAAUAUGAUCAUGUACAGCUUGCAAAGGGACUCUUGCCUUAAGGAGUGUAAACUUGAUCUGCAUUUGCUGAUUUGUUUAAAGAAAAAAAAAGAAAAUGCAUGUUUCAAAUAAAAUUCUCUAUUGUAAAUAAAUUUUUUUCUUUGGAUCUUGGCAA